Messenger RNA from Chilo suppressalis (striped riceborer), 5324 nucleotides. Lineage: Eukaryota; Metazoa; Arthropoda; Insecta; Lepidoptera; Crambidae. The record is from the annotation of a GenBank genome assembly.
AUUGUUCUCCUUGCCUUCCCUGAAAAGGGAGAACAACCAAAAAAAAAUGAAAAGUGUCAAGGUUGUCAAGCGAGAGCAAGAUGUCCCCAGUGGUCUCUAAUAUUUAAUAAUACGUACUUUCAUAGUUUGUUGGUUUCGUCACAAGCAAAUUGAAUUACUUGGUAAAAUAUUUUUUAUGAUGUUGAAGAUAAGUUGACGUUUGUGACCCGAUUGAAGUUGAAGACAGGUUGUCUUGUGAGUUAUGCUUCGUUACUACAAAGCCCGAAGGCAUUAGCUUUCGUAACACACCAGAAAAUCAAGCAAAAUGUACGGUAUCAACGGAUCAGAUUUUCCACCUAUCAAUGAGGACACGUUUUGUAAAUACGUUUUAUACUACGAGAUAAAUAAUUCAAGGGUCAGGAUUUGGGAUCUUAUAAUUUUGAUACCAAAUGCACUAUUUGUGUUGUUCUUAGUGAUAAGAUUCAACAAAGCCCAGUUAAAACUGCGUGCUACAAGUAGCCCCAUAUUCCUGACGUUCUACACGUUAGUCUGGGGUAAUGUGAUAAUAAGCCUGGUGAGAUGUGCAGUAUCUAUGACAGUAAAUCCAGCUACGCCUAUAGGAGGCUUAGUAGACAAAGUAUUAUGGGUCACUGUUAGAUUUUUCCUGCUGGCCACAGAAAUGAGUGUUGUUAUUUUUGGACUAGCUUUUGGUCAUUUGGACAGCCGAAGUAGUAUCAGAUAUGUUCUUCUGGCUACUUCACUCAUAUCACUGGCUUUCACCAUCACCCAGGGCACUCUGGAGAUUGUGAUGCCUGAUGAUAUGUUUCACAUUGACACUAGGGGCUACAAUUUGUUUGGUCAUGGUGGAAUGGUGUUUUGGUUCACAUCUUCAUUGGUGUUUGCCCUAAUAUAUUUCCUCAUACUUCUGUUACCCUGGAUACCUUUGCGAGACUAUUUGGCUUUACCAUCAAAGCUAUCGUUUUACCUGUACGUGCUAUUGCUGGCCCUCCUCGAUACGACGCAGGCUGUGGGCGCGGGUUUGCUUGCAUGGGGCUCCAUGCAGCCGGGGCUAUGCGUCGUUGAUGUCACCACGUGGCUCUACUUCUCUCUGUACACGCCACUCGUCUACCAUACUUUCCUGAGUGAAUUCUUCAGUGUGUCGCAACCUAGCAUCAUGUUCUCGUACAAGGCUCAAAUGGAUGAGCCGAUGGACGAUGAUCAGGUGUCUCUGCCGCACCAGCAGAGCUUCAGUUCUUUGAAGACCGACUCUGACUACAUUUACCAGCAGAGCAACAGUGUGUACGAUAGCACGUUGUUCGAAGCCGGCGGUACAACUCCUAUGAACCCCGUGUAUAGCGCCUCCCUCCAGAGCCCCGACUCGAUAGCCUCCACACACUCCGCGGACGGCGUGCCCGCUUUCCACAACGCACCAUCCACAUAACAACGUAAUCUCAAACUACCCGCAUCCAAAGAAACGUUAUUUUUAGUGACAAGGUAAGUACUAGUGUUAUUAAUAACCCCCUACAUCAAAUACCUGGGCUCUAUUUCACCAAAUCGACUUAAUGCCACAACGCAAUCUCAAACUACCCGCAUCCAAAGAAACUUUAUUUUUAGUGACAAGGUGAGCACUAGUGUUAUUAAUUACCCCUACAACAAAUACUUGGGCCCUAUUUCACCAAAUCGACAUAAUGCCACCGACAUUUUGUUACAAUUAUCCGUAUUUUACUUCAACGACAAUUAUGUUGUGAAACAAGGAUAUUUUUUUCAGUCGACAUAUUUCCUUUCGUUCUUAAACAGGAGAAUUUAUAAAGAACGAAUAUUUUUUUUUAUUUAGCUUUGAUAUUUAGCGGAACAAAACAAUUAGAUAGAUCACCACACAAUAAACCGUCGGCUUACAUAAUUAUGUCGAUUUGUUGUAAUGAGCAUUGAUCUUUUUUUUCUCAUCACGAAUCUCGGUAGGUACCGGCAUUGGUACUUUUUUCUUAAUAGAUUGUGCAGUAUUUUGUGAUAUGCGAAGUUAGUGAUCAAAUCGAAUUUCUCGAGACUGCUUUACAUCCCGAUUUCUGCUUUAAAUCUAAAAAAUGGAUCCAUCCAUAUAACUGAAGUUAGAUUAUUAUUAUUAAAAGCUCUAAAAGCUACUUAAAUUGUAUAUAGAGUUCUCUCUAAAUUUAGAAAUUGUGAUGGAAUUUUUUGUUUACGUUACACAUAAUGUACGUGUGAUUUUUACUUUUACUAUGCAUAGUAUUUAGGGUACUUCUAGAUAUAAAUUAAAGAGUUUUCCGUCUCUUGAUAAGCAAAACUGGCAAGAUUAGUACGAUAAACAUACAAUUUUAUUGAAUUAUUGUUUACUAUAAAUAAAGGGGAAAAAACAAUCUUUAGACAUUUUCAAAAUGUUGCUCAAAAUUUUAAUAAUCUUGCCAGAACUGCAAAAAAAAAGAUUUUUUUCUUAUUUAAAGACAAGAGUGUUACCCUAAAGUAUAUUAUACUAUUAUACAAAUACCUAUAUUUUACAUGAAUUCAGAACAAAAUGUUCACUAUUGCAUUUUUGUACAUGAGUUAUGUCUGAGAGGCAUUCUUUUUUUUAGUCUUCUUUUAUAUUGUCGCUAUGAAGUCAUGCAUACUGUCCUUGUUUUUUUUCUCAUAAUAAAAUAACAUGAUUAGUACGCGUAUGGCUGUGACAAAAGUCACGAUUAGUAUGUAAAUCUUUGUUUGUGUAUAUAAAGUUUGUCUUAAUUUAGACGCCCUGCUAGAUAUUACUGCUCUGUAGCACUAUAAUGCCGAAUAUAACGAUUACAAGAAACUAUAAUUAAUACUAACGACAGUGAAAUGAAUUUUGUUUUUAAUAGUUAGUAUUCCAUGGUGUAUCUCAUUUUGGACGUGAUAUUUCUUUAGAUGUCAAAGUUGCCAAACUGAUGAUCUCAUAUUAUAGAUAACAAUUUAGUAUGAGACUUGAACUUCAAGUCUCAUACUAAAUUGUUAUCUAUAAUAUGAGAUUCAGCACACACAUGUGUAUUCGAAACUGUAACCUAGUUGCAAAAUUGCAAUUUAGAUGUGGUUAACAGAUGUCGGAUUGCAUUCGAACUGCGACUGCUUUUCUGUAAAUCUAGUUGCAAAAUUGCAGUACUUUUUCCGGUUUUCCGCCGGGUCCAGAGACGGUUUUUAGAUGGGGUAAACAGAUGUCAGAGUGCAUUAGAACUGUAACUACGGUAACUAACCUAGUUACAAAAUUGCAGUCCAGAUGGGGUAAACGGAUGUCAGAGUGCAUUAGAACUGUAACUACGGUAACUAACCUAGUUCUAGUAUAACUAUAACCAUGUUCUAUAACUGUAACCUAGUUCCAUAAUUGCAGUUCAGAUAUGGUUAACAGAUGUCAAAGUGCAUUCGAACUGUAACUGCUGUAAUUGUAACCUAGUUACAAAAUUGGAGUCCAGAUGGGGUUCACAGAUGAUUGAACAAUUAAGUCUUACAAAGCGGAAUAUUGUCGCAAUUGUAAGAAAAAUCAAUGCUCUUAUAUGCAAACUGACUGGGUCCUUAAAACACAGUUUAGUUAAGGUAAUCACAAAAACAGUAAUAAAACAAGAUUUAGAUAAGUGUCAAAACAGACCGUGUAUUAUAUAUAUUUUUAUUUUCUUCAAUUAAAUACUACGCGGUUCUGAAAGAAUGAGUCGAAUGUAUGUAAACAAGCUGUCUUUUAUAUGGAACACUACACAUAUCUGGUAUUGAAAGUAACUUAUCAUGAAAAAGCAAUGGUUGAAAGUAAUUAAUUAGUAUUAUUUUUAUAUCCCGCAAUGAGUGUUGAGUUGAAUAAGAGAGUAUUGUGUAUCCUAUCACUGUUUGUAUUUUGCAGUAAGUACCUAAGUAUUGAUUUUUAUAAUUUUUCCAUGUCCUGAUUAUUUGCAACACAAACAAACUUUGUUAGCAUAUGAGCCCUUGCUGGAUUUAAAUUUACACAUCAAGAAUUUGGCAUCCUGAAUCUUUGCGACGAAUAUUUGUUUCAUAAGCCGAAUAUUUGUCCAGUAACAUGAUCGAGCAAAUAUUCACGUCAUUCCCGCAAAAAUGACAAUCGGUGGAAACAAGGAAAUGUAUGGCAAAUGUUGCAACUUCCAUUGUGUGUUGCGUUGCAGAUAAUUUAGACACGGCUUUGCAAGUAUUUUAUAGUCGUAUAGCUUUGGUUUACUUGCUAAAAUAAUGUGCUACAGAAAGCAUUCUCAUAAGUGUAAAGGAUUAUAUUGUGCUAAUUAAAUUACCUAUGUAAGGUUAGCUCUACUUAAUCAGUUUACUUCUUGAAUAUUAUUUUUAUUAUUGUACUGUGAUGAUAUUUACUUAUAACAUUUUGUUGUUGUUUAUUUUUAAUUUUUUUUUCUUGUUUUUAAAAAACAUUAAGAGAGGAAAUGAAAAUGGUGAGAUGUAGCAUUACUGUAUGCUAAUUUAUAUAUGAAAUGUAAUAAAAUAGUAUAUUAAAACUGAAAAUCUACUUACACUAAUUCAUUCUGCCAAUUUGCCUUAGCUGGUAAGUUUGUAAAAGGCAAUAAAAUUAAUACAGACAAAUUUCGAGUUUCUAAGGUGUAAAACUUAAGUCUAGGUGGGUUUUAAAUGAUAAUUAGCUGUGAAGAUUGUUUAAUUUCUGAACUAUUUUGGAACAGUGUCAAUUUUCCACCUUAAUGUCCCGUAACAAGUAUCAACCACUUGUCAAUUUUUCCUUUGUAAUUGUGAUAGUUCACAUGCUUUACUGUUCAUGUGAAACCUUAAGUGAUAUUUUGGUUGGUGGCGUAUAUUUUGUUGUUUUGUCGCAUAGGCAAUUAAUAUAGUAUUCUAUUGAAACGUUUGUUUUAUUUACUACCUAUGAUUCAUGGUCCAACUUACCAAAUUUCUAAAACAUCGUCGUAAAGAUAUAAUGCCGUUGCUAAGCGAUGAGCCACUGCCGCAGAUUGCUGACCGCACGCGCAUCCCCUCGUGAAAUACUGCGUGAACGGUGAACGUGAUCCUUCCUACCCGCGUCGCCCACCUCCAGUAUUGCCAGUCGUACCAUUUAAGUCGCAUUCAUACAAUUUUUUAGACAAACUGCGCAUGCAUUAUCUAAAAACGUAAAUCGUACGUAAAUUUACGUUUUUUUUCGUAAAAUAAGACGUUAAACGUUCGCGAUUAAAUCUGAGGCUAAAUAAGAUAAAGAAAAAAAAAAGAUUUUGCUAAGAAUCUGUACAAGAAUAGAUAGAUGGGUUUUAAAUGUUUUGGACACUAAUUGGUAAUUCAUUAAUAUUUCUCGCCUAAUAUUUUAGUUAUCUGAUGUCUGAUUUGAAUUUGAUGUUGUUUGUUUAUUUGUUAAACUAGUGGCCCGCCCUCGCUUC